Tribolium madens (black flour beetle) is the source of this 3137-nucleotide messenger RNA. RefSeq names its product tubulin polyglutamylase TTLL4-like. The record is from RefSeq and is a predicted model, not a curated record. Gene Ontology annotation, molecular function: tubulin binding; tubulin-glutamic acid ligase activity. NCBI's taxonomy places the organism in Eukaryota, Metazoa, Arthropoda, Insecta, Coleoptera, Tenebrionidae. The transcript has 12 exons. The coding region runs from base 156 to 2912 and encodes 918 amino acids. Gene Ontology annotation, biological process: protein polyglutamylation; microtubule cytoskeleton organization. Gene Ontology annotation, cellular component: cilium.
GUAAGUCUGAGCUAUUGCCGGAACAAGUAAUUGUGAACUACACGCGGGCAAAAAUGGUACGGUUUCUCGAUGUGUCUUGAAGGAAUUUUAAUGGCAAUUUCCCUCAGAAAAUGCUAAUUGGAGUUUAUUGAUUUUCCCAAAAAUAGCCCCCUGCGAUGGGAGAUUGCCAUUUGAAUUAUCCCCCCAGUGAGGAGAAGUUUUGCAAGUAUUCAUAUUCAAGUUGGUGCCCCACUUGCGAGAGAAACUCCCCGAGACGGCGCUCCCGCAGCGAAACCAUCAGCGAAUGUCGGCGAAAGUGCAAGGAAAUGAAGAGUUUAUCCCCUAAGAAGUACGUCCGGAGUCGAGAGUACGAAAACAUGGAUUUGGAAUUGAAUUACAAUUUUUAUGAGCCCCCUAGAGAAAAUUACAAAACCCGAUCAAGUCAGCUCUGUGAAUUACCAACCUCCUAUAUAUCAAACAAUUGCCAAACGUCAAAAUUACUACCAACCGAAUUCGUCGACAAAAACGCCAAAAGUUAUGAACCCUCCCUCAAAAUGAAACAAGAAGACUUUUACGACGUCUUCAAGUACGAAAAACCGAAACACCUCAACGCCUUCGCCAAAAAGCCCCAUAAGGAGCUCCCGAGGAGCCCCUACACCGUCUACGACAAUCAUCUCAGUUUUGACACCAGCACCUAUUUUGAUAAAAUCCGCGAUGCCUCAAACUUGCACGAGCGCUACAUCAAAGAAAUCGAAUCGGUGAGGGAACGCAUUGCUCUGUGGAAAGCGGGCAAAAAACUCGAAGUUGAAGUCAAACCCCAAAAAUGUCUUCCGGUGCACAACAAUCAAAAGUUUCACGAAAGCAAACUGGAACAAAAGUAUGUGAAGGAAUUGGAGGCGGUGAAGCAGAGACUUGCACUCAAAAGUGUCAAUAAAUCGGACGUUGACGAUAUUAUUACCAUAAGUCAGAGCGAAAUUGGCCCCAGACCCAGGAAAAUCGCCAUCAAAACGAAAAAAGUCAACUUGAGCAAAAUAAAGAAGGUGCGUCUGCCCUCCAGCAAGAUCGCCGGCAACGCGCCCAUCUCCGAAUUCACAGAAAGCGACUACAGCGGCUCUGACGAAAGCGAAGCCGAAGAAGUGUUAAAUGCCGACGACGAAUCGGAAAGUCCGAGUGAGGCCACGUGCAAUGGCACUGAACCCGAAAUUAUCAUACCACAAAUUCCUGAAGGUGGAGACGCCUCGGGUUGGCCUCUCCGUCCGAGUCUUUUCCCUCACAUCCCGCCAUACAUUCGUUUCAGUACCCACGACGCCGACAGCCCCAUUCAAGUCCCCGCCGGGCGUCGGCUAUUCAAGUGGAAACUAAGCACGAUAACGCCAGCUGUGGUUCGCAAAACACUAACGAAUUCGGGCUUUGCGUUGGUCAGAAGUGAGUUCAGUCGAGAAUCGAACCAAUGGCUGGGCACGUGGGGCAAACACAUGAAAUCGCCGAUGUUCAAGACGUUGAAAGAGACGCAAAAGUUGAAUCAUUUCCCUGGAACGUUUCAAUUGGGGCGCAAAGACCGGCUGUGGCGUAAUUUCCAAAGAUUUAUCAAUAAAUUCGGAUACAAAGAAUUCGGGUUCAUUCCUCAAACAUAUGUUCUACCUCACGAACUGAAAAUACUCAAACAAAAUUGGGAGUAUAAAAAUGGCGGUGGAGAAGCAUGGAUUGUGAAACCUCCGGCGUCUGCCCGCGGAGCCGGCAUUAAAGUGAUAAACAAGUGGUCCCAACUGCCUAAAAAAAUGUCACUGGUUGUACAAAAAUACAUCUCAAAUCCGUACCUGAUAAACGGGAGCAAGUUUGAUCUCAGAUUGUACGUCUUGGUCACGAGUUUCAAUCCAUUGCGCAUUUACUUGUAUCCAGAUGGCUUGGCGAGGUUUGCAAGUGCCAAAUACAGUUCCGAUUCAAAAGACCUCAAAGACCGGUAUGUGCAUUUAACCAAUUACAGUAUAAAUAAAUUGUCGAGUCAGUACACGGCCAAUGAGGACGCCAAUGCCUGUCAAGGUCACAAYUGGACUAUAACGAAACUACUCGAGUACAUGUCGAAGCAAGGUAUCGACACUAAAGCCCUCUGGCGGAACCUCCAACAACUCGUGAUUAAAACAAUCAUCACGGGUGAAGCCCCUAUUCAUCAAUUGUGCGAAGAAAACAUGCUCAGUCGGUAUAAUUGCUACGAGUUGUUUGGUGUGGAUGUUCUACUUGAUGAAAAUCUCAAAGCUUGGCUUCUUGAAGUGAAUAUUUCGCCGAGUUUGCAUUCGGCGAGUCCUCUCGAUGCCCACGUCAAGGGCCCCCUUGUCCAAAUGUUGUUCGAUCUCGCUCAAUUCCAUCUUCCACCCAGACUGUCCCAAACCGUUCGUCAGAGUCCCCAGUGUUUCGAACCGAAACUGUACACGACUGCCCUCACGAAGAAAGAGCGCGAAAAACACACACUUUUCGAACAAUACGAGUCUCGGCACGACUACCUCGACGAUAUUUUGACCGAAUUGACUGGAGAUGAUGUCCGGAAGUUGACACAGGCCGAGGAUGAGUUUACAGUCAAGGGGCGUUUCGAGAGAAUUUUUCCGACGUCGCAAACGCACAAAUACUUGAGUUUUAUGGAAGUUAGGUAUUAUAAUAGGCUGUUUGAUGCGUGGGAGAGCAAGUUUGAGAAGAACAGACAAGAAGGGAUUAAUUUAUUGAGGGCGUUAUGCGCCGAAAAAGUGCACUUAAAAGUGGCCCCCCAGAGUACGUUAAAUAAGGCGAGAAAUUUCGUAUUGGCAACACUGCAAAGCGUUUGCUCACAAUGUCGCAAAUUUGCUGAAUACGACCCAUGGGUGUGCGAGUCUGCAACCGUCGAAGGAAGGUCUGAGUCGGCCGCUCGCAGAAAUAUUACAAGAGGUCAAAAUCGAAAACCCUAGCUGUAAUUAACUCAUGUAUGGAAUUUUUGAAGUAUGUUUCUUUUCUUGUCAAUGAGGAAAAACACCAGCAUUUACAACUGCCAAAUUUGUACGUUAUUUUUAAUUCCCUGUUAAAUUAUUGUAGCGAGAUUAUUCCAUUUACAUUUGCAUUUACAGCAAAGUGUUUUUUAAUUGAUUUUUUAUUAGUGUAUUUGAGUCUGAUGAAUAAAUAUUUCUUUAAAUUAA